Messenger RNA from Fusarium pseudograminearum CS3096, 939 nucleotides. RefSeq lists its product as uncharacterized. The transcript has a single exon. The record is from RefSeq and is a predicted model, not a curated record. NCBI's taxonomy places the organism in Eukaryota, Fungi, Ascomycota, Sordariomycetes, Hypocreales, Nectriaceae. The coding region runs from base 1 to 939 and encodes 312 amino acids.
AUGUCCUCCUUGGCUGGAAGCCAACACAUAUUGAACAGCAAUGCUGCUGUAACAAUCAACCAUCUACCAAAUGAGAUUCUUGUCAAAAUUUACCAUUGCUUGGCAAAUCUGCAGGACCCGGCCCCAUUGCCAGUCCAAAUGGAGGCCGAUAUUCCUGAAGACAAGCUUCAAUAUGAUAUUUGGCAGUAUAGCGAUUUAAUCCUGGACAAGAACUAUACCGCCCUCACACUCUGCCUCGUGUCUCGUCGUUUCUACUAUAUCUUCAAACAAUUCACUAUUAACAAUGUUGUCCUUGUACAAAGUAGGCUGUUGCUCUUACAGCCCAAGAAUCAGAUGCUCACAGAGAUGCAAUCCACCUCGCAAUUCAAGGAAGCCGAGAAACUUGUUACAUCGAUGGAGAGACUGCACAACAUGAUCGACCUGAACCCAGGACUCGUUCAGAACUGCAAAUCAUUGUGCCUCGCUUAUAGACAAGUCAAAGUGCCGCCCCGUUACAUCCCAGACCGGGCUGGUGUAUAUCAGCCUUACCUCUUCCCGCAAAGUCUAUACGAAGAUAUGGGCAUCGAUGAGAGCGAGUAUGAAGAUUUCGAAGAUGAUGAGUUCAAACUGGAAGAAAUGAUCGUUCCUGCCCCGUCGUGGCUCAACAAAAUGUACAGUUGCUUCAGCCAUGUAACCGAUCUCCAACUUCACUCCAAUUAUUAUAGAUCACUUCCCGACAUCACGCCAGCACUUUCAUCUUUCUCUAACCUCACCACACUCCGAGCCACAGGAUACAUUGACUACCCGUCCUUCUUUCGGCAACUUAUAUCUCUUGAAUCAACCUUGGCUCUACAGACACUAGACUUGUCUGGUGCCCCCGCUAACACAUGGAGUCAUGGGUUUACGCCGCUAAUGCAUACGCUCAUGGCAAGUUAUGAACUGCUGUACAUUGUCUGCUAG